Aspergillus calidoustus is the source of this 1986-nucleotide messenger RNA. The record is from the annotation of a GenBank genome assembly. NCBI's taxonomy places the organism in Eukaryota, Fungi, Ascomycota, Eurotiomycetes, Eurotiales, Aspergillaceae.
AUGGAAUACAUCACACGAGAGCCUUGCGGCCAGGAUGGGUGCCGUGAAACUCGCUUUUACCUUGACAACGGUCUGUGGUUCUGCAGACGCGGCCACCAGCAGCUGGGCCGACAAGUAGAGGAAGACCCCGACGAUUUCGGGACGCAGGGCAAGACAAACCGGGUGAAGAAACCCGUUGUCGAAAAGACGCAGAAAAAAUACCGUGGCCGUCAGGCUCAUCGCCUCUAUCUGCAUAUUUAUCAAUUUAUCCUCUUCAAGCAGUGCCAUGCUUUGGUCAACGAGCGAGGUUUUCCUCCACAACUACAGAAUGUUGUCCGCGAUCUCUGGGCCCUCCGCUUGGAGACCUAUGCUUUUAAAAUCGCUGAUCCCGCUGAUGAAGACUCGCAACCCGAGUAUUUCAGUUCCCAGCCGACUAGUGCCCGUGAAGACACGGAUACGGAGGGGUUCAAGGCGCGCGGCAAGGUUGUUCAAUGGCCUCGCCUCAUUGAUACACUAGGUCUUUGCUACCUUGCAACUCUGCUCAUGAGGCUUCCUGUGAAAAUUGCGGACUUCCACCGGCUGGCCACGCGCAACGAUAUACCUUACUAUAGGGUGUUGAAUACUAUUCCGCGCGAUAUGAGAGAAAAGCUGCCGCAGCAGUACAUGGCUCUAUUUGAGACUACGAGCCUUCUUAAAUGUGAGGAUCUCCAUGCGGCAGUCUAUGACCUCGUGUCUUACUAUCGUCGCCGGUUUGAGAUGCAAUUUCCGCCGUUGAAUGCUCCUGCUCUGUUCUACAGGCUUAUUAGGAGACUCGCACUGCCAGUUGACAUAUAUCCCGCCACAAAAACACUCCAGACACUACUUGGCUUCACGUUAGAGUACCCAAGCAGGGCCGCCGGAAAAAGAAAACAUCUUGACAUGCCUGAACUCCAGCUGGCUACUCUUGUUGUCAUUGCAACGAAGCUGCUGUUUCCGUUCGACGGCCUUCAACGCCACCCCACUUCUACGCAGGAGCCAGCUGCUCAGACAAUUGACUGGAAAGCUUGGGCAGAAUUGCAGCAGCGCUUCAACAAACGAGAUGCCGCGGCCGGGCGAAUCGGCAAGGGCAACGAGAUUUACGUCCUUGAUCAAGAUGUAUGGGCGAUGAACACAAAGCAGCUGGAUGAGUACAUGGAUUGGUACGAGAGCUCCUGGCUUGACACCAGCAAAGAACCUGGUCCACUCGAUCCGUUAUUCCCGCUCGGUUCAACCGCCAGAGAGAAUAGACCAAGUACAUCUACAGAGCAAGACAAUGUAGAGGACGCGAUUGACGCUAUGCUGAAGAAGACUUCGCAUUUCCUCCAAUCCCGGCCUGUUGUUGGUGACGCAGACGAGGACAUACCAAGGCCGGGUUCGCAUAAUGCGCGUUACAGGACGAAAUCAGAAUUACCACGCUCAGCCCGAGUGUUCUACAAAACCGCGGCUCAAGUUACGGGAAUUGCUUUGGAGACGCUUGUUCACUGUGUUAAUCAGGCUGAGGUUCAGAUCUUGAAGCGGUGGCAGGAGCAGAGGCGUAUCGAGCAUUUCGCCGCGCAGUCGAUGGUCGAGUUGGAAGAUUCUGAUACUGAUGAAGAUAUGGACCUGCAGAUUUUCGUCAAGACCCUGACGGGUAAGACCAUUACCCUCGACGUCGAGUCGAGCGACACCAUCGACAACGUCAAGACCAAGAUCCAGGACAAGGAGGGUAUCCCCCCGGACCAGCAGCGCCUGAUCUUCGCCGGCAAGCAGCUUGAGGAUGGCCGUACCCUGAGCGACUACAACAUCCAGAAGGAGUCCACUCUCCACCUGGUCCUCCGUCUCCGUGGUGGUAUCAUCGAGCCUUCCCUCAAGGCCCUCGCCUCCAAGUACAACUGCGAGAAGAACAUCUGCCGCAAGUGCUACGCUCGUCUCCCUCCCCGUGCCACCAACUGCCGUAAGCGCAAGUGCGGCCACACCAACCAGUUGCGCCCCAAGAAGAAGCUCAAAUAA